Messenger RNA from Oncorhynchus tshawytscha (Chinook salmon), 8134 nucleotides. RefSeq names its product aryl hydrocarbon receptor. Gene Ontology annotation, biological process: regulation of transcription by RNA polymerase II. Gene Ontology annotation, molecular function: nuclear receptor activity; transcription cis-regulatory region binding; protein dimerization activity. The transcript has 11 exons. Lineage: Eukaryota; Metazoa; Chordata; Actinopteri; Salmoniformes; Salmonidae. Bases 475 to 3669 code for a protein of 1064 amino acids. The record is from RefSeq and is a predicted model, not a curated record. Gene Ontology annotation, cellular component: aryl hydrocarbon receptor complex; nucleus.
CCAGGAACGAUAGACACAUUUUACCUGCUGCAAUAGAGCAGCUCAGAAACUGCUCCGAGCGUUGGGUUGUAUACAGUCAAAUCUACCCCUUUAGAAUAACUAUUUUGUUGUUUGUUUGAGGGUCUCUAGAGAGACUUCUCAUGAACAAAAAGAACAGGAAAUCACGCACAUAUUAUUUACUCUGUUGAUCGGGGGAACUUUCCGAAACUUGCUUCAUCCCCCAAGCACUUCUGGAUUUACGCAGCACGUCUAUUACGGUCGACUUUGCCAGUGACUUUGACCGCUUGGGUCUGUCAAGUUAACGUCGCGGGGGAUCUGCGUUAAGGAGAGACCGCUCUAUUUGAAGGGAUUCACGCACGUCUGGAUAUUAACUUCCCUUGUUAAUUUGAGAACGGUCUCUGAGGAAGACAGUGGAUGUUAUUGUGUUCGUGUUUUUGGACAUUUUGUACCAACUAAUACCGCAGAAGCGUCAACAUGUUGAGUAACACUGGAGUCUAUGCUGUCAAGAAGCGGAAGAAGCCCGUUCAAAAAACCAAGAAAUCUCCUGCUCCAGAUGUGGUCAAGUCGAACCCAUCCAAACGCCACCGGGAUCGGCUGAAUGGGGAGCUGGACAGGCUGACAGGCCUCCUACCAUUCCCUGAGGAUGUGCGCUCUCGCCUGGACAAACUCUCUGUGCUCCGCAUCAGCGUCGGCUACCUGAAGGUGAAGAGCUUCUUCAAAGCAACCAUGAAGAAAAGCAGUGUCCUGUUUCCUGGGGGGGAUGGCCUGAACGUGAAUGGGAUGAAUGCCCCAACCUUCUCCGAGGGGGACCUACUUCUCCAGGCUCUGAAUGGCUUUGUGCUGGUGGUCACAGCUGAGGGACAUGUGUUCUAUUCCUCUCCUACUAUCCAAGACUACCUGGGCUUCCAUCAGUCAGACGUGGUCCACCAGAGUGUGUUUGAGCUGAUCCACACAGACGACAGAGCCACGUUCAGACGACAGCUUCACUUUGCCCUCAACCCCAAGCCCUUUGACCCAGAGCAGGGAGGAGACGGCAUGGCGAGCAGCAGUGACAUCACCAGGAACAUCGUGACCUAUAACCCUGAGCAGCUCCCACCAGAGAACUCCUCCUUCCUGGAGAGGAACUUCGUGUGUCGCUUCCGCUGCCUCCUGGACAACUCCUCUGGCUUCCUGGCUCUGAACUUCCAGGGGCGUUUGAAGUUCCUCCAUUGCCAGAGCAUGCUGGGGGAUGACGGGACGCACAGCCAGCCCAGGUUGGGCCUGUUCACCAUCGCCACCCCUGUCCACACCCCGUCCAUAUUGGAGAUCAGAAACAAGACGAUCUUCUUCCAGACCAAACACAAGCUUGACUUCACCCCGACGGGUGUCGAUGCCAGGGGGAAGGUUGUCCUGGGAUACUCAGAGAUUGAGUUGUGUAUGAGAGGCUCUGGGUAUCAGUUCAUCCACGCAGCUGAUAUGAUGUACUGUGCAGAUAGCCAUGUCAGAAUGAUUAAGACAGGAGAGAGUGGUCUGACCACGUUCAGACUGCUGCAGAAGACUGGGUGCUGGGUCUGGGUCCAGGCCAAUGCCAGGCUUGUCUACAAAGGAGGAAGACCCGACUUCAUCAUCGCACGCCAGAGAGCUUUACUUAAUUCUGAGGGAGAGGAGAAUCUACGCCAGAGGAAGAUGCAGCUGCCCUUCAGCUUCACCACCGGGGAGGCCCUGCUGUACGAGACCGGCCCCACCCUGGAUGCCACAGAGUUCCAAACCAACCCCCCAAAAAUCUGCAAGGUGGAGUCUCUGGACCCCCAGUCUCUACUGGGCUCUUUACUAAAGCAGGACGAAACCGUCUACACCCAGCCCCAGGAGCCUCAGCUACCCAUAGACCAGGUAUUCAUGGACAGCCGAGCGCUCACCAACGUGGCCUGUAACUCCUGGCAGAGUAGCAUGGAGCCCCAGGGGCCCGACGGGGUUGAUGAUGGUGAUAGCCCCAGGGAGGUCAAGCACGAGGGGGCGUUGGUAGCCAUGAUCGAUGCCCUGGAAAAGAUGGCGCAGGAUGGGGACCUGUGUGCGGCUCUGCAGGGGAUGGACGUGGGUACGGCGGAGCUGAUGGAGUGGGAGAGCACCCUCCUCAGGCUGAGCCAGAACUCUAAUGGGACCGGGAGCGGGGACACCUCCCUAGAGCUGGAUGACAUCAUGACCAACGACAUCUUCUCUUACGUGGAGGAAGCCUUGUUCAAGGAGAGCAGCGAGGGGAGCGGUAACCAGCCCAACUGCUCCACCAUGGUCAACAACGACCCUAACCUGUUCACAGGGGUGCUCGACAACAACAACCAGGGUGGACCAUUUACAGGAGUGGUCAGCCCUACUACAGGUGCCGGACAGUGCAAGCCCGGGUUGCUUGACAAAUUCAGCUUUGUCCAAAAUGGCUCCCCAGUGAACGAUCGAAAUGGUAUCAGCCACAGUCAGGUAACAGGCAACAGAGUAGUUGGUUUGGCAGGACAGAACCAGGCAGGACCACAGCAGUUGUUCAAGAGCACCCAGAGGCUCUCCCACUUCGGCCCCCAGAUUCCUCAGACGGGCCUGAAUAUCCCCAUCCUGCAGCAGCUACAGCUCAACGACAUCUUCACCCCCUCUCUGGAGCUCCCCGAGCUCAGUAACCCACAUAGCUCAGGCCAGAAUGAGUCUGUCACGUUAAGCACUAGCAUGGCUGGAUCCUGUGCUCAGGCACCAAACAACCACAUGGGAAGCCCUCAGAUCAUCGCUGGCCAGGUCCAAUCUAACCAGCCACCUCCACAGUGUUUCCCUCAUAAUGGCUUGCCAGCUGCAAUGGCACCAAACGGACCAGAGGAGAUCUCUGUUCCACAGUCCAACCAUCUACCACCUAUUCUGGUGGAUGCUUGGGCAUCUUUGAUUCCCAGUAAUGGCUUUGUUUCACCCCAGAUUGCCUGCAGUGCACCAUUUCAGUCACUAAAAACCCAGAAAGUGCAGCAGUGGCCCCAGAACCAGCAGCAUCAGCUACCACCACCCGCCAGCACAAUGAAAAAUGGACACCAAUUCAUCCCAGACUGUCACAGUCAAGCCACAGAGACCCAAAGAGUCCCUCUCACAGGCCUUUGGCCACAGAACACCAACGGAUUGUACCACCAACCCCAGCAGGGGCGAUUGGCCAACGGCCAGCCUGCUCCAUCCGGCAGCUGUAUGUUUGAGAACGUCUCACCCCCCCUCCCCAACAGAAACAGCCACGUGGAUGGCACCAUUCUGCCUCCCCCCUUGUCUGUAUGCCAGGGGAGGAUGGUGGACCCCCAGGACCAGAGCUACUUGCAGUGGGGCCCCAGUGAGCCGGUGGUGGACACGUCAGCCAUCAUCCAGGACAACACCGGAAUCAGCUUCCCGGCUCGCCCGCUUGUGGCCAACAUCACCACCCCCGAGAGCCUACUGGCCAUGCAGCAGUACCUUUCUGGACGCAACAGAGUCGGACAGACACAGAUCCCAAGCCUCUGUGUAGUAGACAGCAAUGGAACAUUCUCCUCAUCCCCACUUGUCAAUGGAACAUUCUCCUCAUCCCCACUUGUCAAUGGAACAUUCUCCUCACCCCCACUUGUCAAUGGAACAUUCUCCUCAGCCCCACUUGUCAAUGGAACCAUGUGCUUUACAGACCACAACCAAACCAACUAUUGUGACUUCUAAACACGAGUCACAUUUUACUCUGUAAACAUCAUGGACAAAAAGAGGAGGAAGCCAUCCAUGGAUCUGUUCAUCCAUCCAUCCGUACACAUUCAAAGACAACACACUGCCUUAAGAGCUGCCUCAGGGAGGGUGUCGUGAUGACAAGCCAUCUCCUAGUCAGACACACCAUUCAUCUCCCCAUAUCAGUGUUUACAGGAAAUACAAAAGGACUCUUUUGAUUAAGCACUUGUCACUUCUGUCAGCAAUGGAACAAAAAGCAGCAACUUUACAUGGAACUGGUUUUCUUUCUUUUUUUGUUGGGUUGUCUUCUGUUUUGUUUGUUGUUGCCUUGUCUUUGCUUUUAUUACUGUGGAAAAACAGUAUCUGUCACAACUUCAAUGAUAUGAAUGAAGUUUGAAUCCUCACUGGUGAAUUUGGCUUGUGUUAUAAUGGCUUUUUAGGGUCAUGCCCAAUUCCCAAAAUGAUUUAUAUAUAUUAAUGAAGCAGGCCAUAUUCAUUUCUUUUUACGGUUGUUUCUUCUUACAUUUAAAGUUGGAUGGUGACAGGACACCAUUCAAGUUUUCACUCGUGGAGAAACAUACAAAAAAAUGAUAUUGUACUCAGAGAUUAAAAAUAAAGGCAAAACAUCCUCAAUUUAUAUAUGGAGUGUAGGGUUGCAAAAUUCUGUGAGCUUUAGAUACAUUUCCUAAUUUUUACAAAAUCCCAGUUGGAGAAUUCCUUGAAUCAGGAAUCAGGGAAUAAGCAGGAAAUCCAGAAUCCUCCAACCAGGGAAAACCAGGGAAUUUAUUGAAUGUUCCUGGAAUUUUGCAACCCUAAUGAAGUGUAAAUACAGAAAUGGCCUCUAUAUUAUUAUAAAGAUAUUAUUGUUUUUAUUAUGUGAGUGUGUUAUGGCUGUGAUGAAUAUGACUGUGUGUACAUGGGGUGUGUUCCUGUUUGUGUUUGCUUGUUCUGAAGAAUGAGUGAAGCAGUGUACAAAUAGAAUUUCUGAGGAAAAAGCAACGUAUUUCAUUGAAAUGUCUGCAUUGGUUGCAGAGUAGGCUAUAAAAAAACAAAUUAUGUGCUUUCAGAUUGUACUUCUUGUAAUGCUAUUGGUAUCCAAAUGUCAUUACAAUUUAACAAUAGUCUGAUAUAGUACGUUGAUAAUGCUAUAUCAAUAGUAUUCAAUCCAUUUAUAGUUGUUUCUUUGUUUAAUCUAAACUUCACUGAGCCAUAUGCUAACUUGUGGUAAUUUUUUUACUUUAUUUUUUUUUCAUAAUAUCAACUGUGGAGGAAGGUGUAGUGCAUGUUAAGGAGACUCAGGAGACAUACAGUCGCUAGUGAAAGUCGACACACCACUUGCACAGUCUUCACAUUUUGCUACCUUAAAAUCUGAAAAGAGAUUUUUUUCCUACCGAUCUAAACAAUCUACACAUUUUCAAAGUGAAAGAAAAAUGUAUAAAAAAGAAAUAGGAAACAAAGAUGUUUUGAUUGCGUUUGUCUUCGCAGCCGAGAGGUUAAUACUUGAUGGAAGACCCCUUUUUGUUGUAAUUUUUCUCUCCCCAAUUUCGUGGUAUCCAAUGUGUAGUUAGAAUCUUGUCUCAUUGCUGCAACUCCCCUAUGGACUCGGGAGAGGUAAAGGUUGAGAGCCAUGCGUCCUCCAAAACACGACCCUGCCAGGCCGCACUGCUUCUUGACACACUGCUCGCUUAACCCGGAAGCCAACCGCACCAAUGUGUCGGAGGAAACACCGUCCGACUGACGACCGAUGUCAGCUUGCAGGUGCCCGACCUGCCACAAGGAGGUCGGUAGAGCACGAUGAGACAAGGAAAUCCCAGCCGGCCAAACCUUCCCCGAACCCGGACGACACUGGACCAAACCCUCCCCUAAUCCGGAUGACGCUAGGCAAAUUGUGCGCUGCUUCAUGGGUCUCCCGGUCACGGCUGGCUGUGGCACAGCCUGGGAACGAAACCGAGGCUGUAGUGAUGCCUCAGCACUGCAAUGCUGUUCCUUAGACCACUGCACCACUUGGGAGUCUCCGGUGGAAGCACCUUUGAUAGUCAUUACAGCUGUGAAUUAUUUUGAAUAAGAUUAUACCAACUUUUAGAGAAACAUAUUUUCAUUGUCUAUGUCAAAAUUGCUUAAGGUCAGUAAAUUUGUUCAGGAGUCAUUGAUCGGCAGCCAUAUUCAAACCUUGUUUCUGAUUGUCAAGCAAAUUUAAGUCAAGGCUAAGAAACACUCAAGUACACUCAAGCCAUUCUGGUGUCUUUGGCAUUAACAUUUUUGUAACUGUGCCGCUGAAAAUAAAACUCUAUUCCAGGGUUUUCCUCAACUUUUUACCUAGGCUUUGCUCUUUUCAUGUUUCUUUUGAUCCUGACAAACUCCUCAGUCCCUACUAGUGACAGGCAUACCCAUAACAUGAUGCUUCCACCACAAUACUUGAAAAUACAGACGGUUUAUAUUGGAUUUGACAAAAGCCUGUAGUUUUUUUUAUUUAGGCCAAAAAGUGAUUUAUUUGCCGUGUUGCCUUGCAGUAUUACUUUAGAGCCUUGUUGCAACCAGAAUGGAUGAUUUGUAAUGGAUAUUGUAACACAGGCUUCCUUCUCUUCACCUUAUCAUACAGGCCAGUAAUGUGGAGUGAAUGUAAUGUUGUUGAUCCUCUGUAUUUUCAAGUAUUGUGGUGGCAGCAUCAUGUCAUGGGUAUGCUUGUCAUGCCAGUGGCUGGGGAGUUUCUCAGGAUCAAAAUAAAUAUAAAAGGAGCAAAGCCCAGGUAAAAAGCUAGAGGAAAACCAGCCUCAGUCUUCUGAAUACCUAACCCUGGGAUAGAUUUUUAAAUUUCUGCCGGACAAUUUCACGAAAGUCAAAUGCCAAAGACACACCAGUAUGCCUUUCCAAUAGGUGUUGCGUGGUCCUGAAUGGUCCAGUCUCAGUCCUGACUUAAACCUGCUCAAAUCAGAAACAUCAUUUGAAUAUUGCUGCGCAUCAAUGAUUCCCAACUUAAUGUACUGUGCUUGAGCAAUUUUGACAAAAACAAUGGAUACGCAGUAUGCUGCCCUAAGAGUAGUAGAAUCUUAUUCAAAAUUAUUCACAGCUUUAAUGGCUGGCAAAGGUGCUUCCACCAAUUAUCAACUCUGGUGUGAAGACAUACGCAAUCAAUACAUUUUUGUUUUAUUUGUAAUUAAUUAGGAACAUUUUCUAUACAUAUUUUUUCAAUUUGAAAACUUGGCGUAGGUUGUGUACAUCAAUAGGAAAAAAAUUGUAAUGCAAUUUUUAGAUAACAUUUUAAUGUGAAGGAGUGUGCAGACUUUCACUAGGCACUGUAGGUCCUAGAAGUCUAGUGUGGUAACCAUGGUUACUAUAGACAUGGGACUGGAAGUAGAACUUCCCACGAGUCCACAUGUUGAUCAGCAUAUUCGACAAAUGGAACUUCCCAUUUAGUCCCAUGUCAGUUGAUGAUUUACAGUAACAUGGCAGGUCCUCCCGUUGUAAAGGCCCCCUGACACUGAAGUCUCCCGUCAUCACUCUGACUCCUCCCUCAAAGGCAUCUGAGGCUAAAUCAAUAAGGCUGCCCACCUUUUAUUUCCCUUGACCUAUUUCCUCAUUCUGGUCAUAUGAAAAGACAAGGCAGGUUUCCGCCAUAUUCCCCUAUAUGGCGGAAACUAAACCCGGCCAACUAGAGGGCCUCUCCUGCCAAACUGCUCUCACUGACAGUUCUCUCAGCUCAAUAAGGCAGAGGAAGUUACACAUAGCAAAGGGAGCUGUUAUAUGUAUUGGGUGUAUUCACAUUUAGCUUUGCUUUUGAAUUAUAUUUAGCAACUUUUCUCAUGCUUUUUGCUUCACCGAGCUGAUUUAUAAUAUAAUGGGUGGCAAGUUUUCAAAGCGCCUGCCUUGAAAUGUUGAUAAAGUUCCUUGUAUCAAAGUUGAUAUGAAAGAAAGGGAAGGGUAUACAUUAUAUAUCACCUCUAGGGUUGCAAAACUCCAGGAACUUUCAAUACAUUUCCUGGUUUUCCAGAAAUCCUGGUUGGAGGAUUCCAGAUUUCCUGCUUAUUCCUUCCUGAUUCCGGGAAUCCUCCAACUGGGAUUUCAGGGAAAAACCUGGGAAUUUAUUGAAAGUUCCCAGAAUUUUGCCACCCUAAUCCACCCCCUGCUAUAUAUCUAUUCGUUAAGCUUACUCUUCAACGGUCUCCGACAUCAGGCAGUUGCAGAGUUCAGCAUCAAUAUAUUAUGAAUAUUUCAGUUUUUGCAUUUGUUUGUCGUAUGUUUGGUUAUUUCAUGUUGUUAUUAUGUCUCGUGGCCUUACAACAUCUGUUAGACAUUUGUUCUCCUUGGAAAUAUUUGUCUCCACAUAAAUAUUUAAUUUAGUGUAGUUCACUUGUAUUUAGGCAAGUAUAGCGUAUGCAUUGUAUUGAUAUUUACCACCUUGUGUUUGUUACCUUAUAUUCUCACCUGUAAAAUUAAUUAUCAUAUAAAAAAGAUUUCUAAUAACUUA